UUCAGUAUAUUUUCUACCCCUCGCCCAGUAGCUUCGUUUUUCCGGUCGCUCAGUCUCCUCUGAAAACCCUAAUAAUUCCCGCCACAUCUACUGUUCUUCCCGCCGACGUCGAACCCUCAGGAGGCGAAGACCCCCUCCCGCGGCCAAGUACGAGUGGAAAGAAGAAUAGAGAAUGGCGAAAGACGAGGAGGAAUUUCGAGGUGAGAUGGAGGAGCGAUUGAUCAACGAGGAGUACAAGAUAUGGAAGAAGAACACGCCUUUCCUGUACGACCUCGUGAUCACUCACGCCCUUGAGUGGCCCUCACUCACCGUGCAAUGGCUCCCCGACCGCGACGAGCCCGCUGGCAAGGACUACUCCGUGCAGAAGAUGAUCCUCGGCACGCACACCUCCGACAACGAGCCCAAUUAUCUCAUGCUCGCUCAAGUUCAGCUCCCCCUCGAGGACGCGGAGUACGACGCGCGCCAGUACGAUGACGAGCACGGCGAGAUCGGCGGCUUUGGCUCCGCCGGAGGAAAGGUUCAAAUUGUUCAGCAAAUAAAUCAUGAGGGAGAAGUUAAUCGAGCUCGCUAUAUGCCUCAGAAUCCCUUUAUAAUUGCAACAAAAACUGUUAGUGCCGAGGUUUAUGUUUUUGACUACAGCAAACACCCAUCAAAGCCUCCACUUGAUGGUGCAUGCAAUCCUGAUUUGAGGUUGAGGGGUCACAAUUCUGAAGGAUAUGGUUUAUCCUGGAGCCAGUUUAAGCAAGGGCACUUGUUGAGCGGCUCUGAUGAUGCUCAAAUUUGUUUAUGGGACAUUAAUGCUACUUCAAAAAAUAAAACCCUUGACGCUCUUCAGAUUUUUAAGGUACACGAUGGUGUUGUAGAAGAUGUUGCUUGGCAUUUAAGGCAUGAAUAUUAUUUUGGUUCAGUUGGUGAUGAUCAUUAUCUGCUCCUUUGGGAUCUCCGAACAACAAAUAACAAGCCAGUUAAAUCAGUAAUCGCUCAUCAAGGUGAGGUCAACUGCCUAGCCUUCAAUCCCUUCAAUGAGUGGGUUGUUGCAACUGGGUCUACUGAUAAAACUGUCAAGUUAUUUGAUCUUCGGAAGCUUGAAAGUGCACUGCAUACAUUGGACUGCCACAAAGAGGAGGUUUUCCAAGUCGGUUGGAGUCCCAAAAAUGAGACAAUUCUAGCAUCCUGCUGUCUUGGACGGAGGCUCAUGGUGUGGGACCUCAGCAGGAUCGAUGAGGAACAAACACCCGAGGAUGCUGAGGAUGGCCCACCAGAGUUGCUGUUCAUCCACGGUGGCCACACCAGCAAGAUCUCUGAUUUCUCAUGGAAUCCCUGUGAAGAUUGGGUGGUUGCGAGCGUUGCAGAAGACAACAUCCUCCAAAUUUGGCAAAUGGCAGAAAACAUAUACCACGACGAAGAUGAUUUGCCUGGUGAUGAACCUCCCAGAGCUUAGCAGCCGUAUAUAUAACGCUAAUUAUGUCAAAAGGCUGGUAUGGCAAAUGUAACAUCCUCCUAAUGCACCUGCAGUCUACCAUUGCUGUUGCUGCUCGUCUGCAGAUUGCCUUUUCUGGCCAGUCUUGGAUUUAUGUUGGUACAAGUUCUAAGUUAAACUCUUAAUUGCGUGAGUUUGUUGUGUAACGCAAGAAACGCUAUAAUUUGUGGAAUUAUUAGGAUCUGAUUUAUAGAAGUAUUUUUAUUGCUAAA
Molecule: messenger RNA, 1692 nt
Organism: Zingiber officinale
Lineage: Eukaryota; Viridiplantae; Streptophyta; Magnoliopsida; Zingiberales; Zingiberaceae
Product: WD-40 repeat-containing protein MSI1
Exons: 6
Coding region: 173-1441 (422 amino acids)
Biological process (GO): regulation of gene expression
Cellular component (GO): nucleus
Molecular function (GO): histone binding
Source: RefSeq, a predicted model, not a curated record